CUAAACUCCACUGGGAGCUGACUGGUGCUUGAAAUUCAACAACAAUAUUGCACUACGUUGUCUUUUUCUGUGAAGGAUGUCUGUGAAAAGUCCAAAAGGAGGACCAGAAAGUAGACCAUCCUCUGCUGCCAGUAUGUCUCCACGAGGAGGAAAGGGAGCAGCAGCUGGCAGGAGAUUCAAAAGCAAGGCCCUUCAGCUCAGCCUCUCCAAGAAAUUCUGCUCAAAGUCUCCCCCGGCCCAGGGGAAGGGCUCUGGUGAGGAGGACGGUCGUCGGCGCGGUAGAAGGAGCCUCAGCAACAGCUCAGCAGUGGCCGCUGCUUAUGUCUCCUACCUCAAUAAGCUGUUUGGGCAGGAGAGAGAGCUGAUGCCAGAGGAGUUAGAUGAGUUGCAGGAGGCCUUUAAGGAAUUUGACUACGAUGCAGAUGGCUUCAUCCAUUACAAAGACAUUGCAGACUGCAUGAGGACCAUGGGCUACAUGCCUACAGAGAUGGAGCUCAUCGAGAUCAUCCAGCAAAUCAAGAUGAGAUGGCAUGGGCAUGUAGACUUUGAUGAUUUCUGUGAGCUAAUGGGGCCGAGGAUGCUGGCUGAGACUGCUCAUAUGGUUGGGUUGAAGGAGCUCCGCUGUGCCUUCAAACAGUUUGACUGUGAUGGUGAUGGAAAGAUCACAAUGGAUGAGCUGAAAGAGGGCAUGAAGACCCUCCUGGGGGAGAAGCUGAAGAAAGGAGAGCUGGAAGAGAUCCUUGCCGACAUUGACCUCAACAAAGAUGGCAACAUUGACUUUGAUGAGUUUAUGAUGAUGCUUUCUGCAAGAUGACUUCUGAUGGAAGAAGAUAAAGCGUGAAACUCUGGAUUCAUGGGCUGUGCACCAGCUCACCGACAUUGUUAUCUUUCUGCUGCUUCGUGAUUUUGUAUUUGAAAUGUCAAAUUGUAAUAACCUAAUAGAGUCAAAGAGAUCUGUUUAUAUUUUCAUAAUAAAAGUUGAGAUUGAGUAAGU
This is a messenger RNA of Scatophagus argus, 994 nucleotides long. RefSeq names its product calcium binding protein 4 (gene cabp4). Gene Ontology annotation, molecular function: calcium ion binding. The record is from RefSeq and is a predicted model, not a curated record. The coding region runs from base 77 to 814 and encodes 245 amino acids. The transcript has 9 exons. Lineage: Eukaryota; Metazoa; Chordata; Actinopteri; Scatophagidae.